Molecule: messenger RNA, 989 nt
Organism: Westerdykella ornata
Lineage: Eukaryota; Fungi; Ascomycota; Dothideomycetes; Pleosporales; Sporormiaceae
Exons: 1
Coding region: 154-651 (165 amino acids)
Source: RefSeq, a predicted model, not a curated record
AUAAGAAGGGGUUACUCACGGUGCUUCGGGACGAGGGGCGCUGUAACGGCCUGUAUUGCUGCCGGGAGGGAGUGUACUGAGGAUUCUGGUCGUUGACUGGCCGAAGACCCCGUCGCGCCUCAGCUGGUCGGGAGGGCCAGCUGCAGAGAAACUAUGAUGCGCAUGCCCACCAAUGUGGUCGAUACAUUCCUGCUCCGAGAAGGGGUUCUCGGAUGCCAAUGGCCCUGGCAACGAUUGUUGAAGCACUGCGUAGCCCAGAGAAGUCAGCCAAUCGGUCCUACCCAGUCGGGCGUACUGUUGAACAGGCGAUGUGGGACAGAAACGGAAAACGUGCACCCUGGCCGACGAAGAGUCUCUGCUGGAGCUGUGCGCGGGACGGUCGUGGUACAAGGCUCCGCGAUCGGGUUGUUGGGGGGAGGGGGGAGGGGGUCCAAGAACGCACUACAUGAGUGCGCAGACAGAGAGCGAAGGGACCCGCAGUGUGUAGCGAUGAAUAAAGGAAGCGGUGGAGAGCUGUCGCGCGGCAGCGCGCUGCAGAGCAAUAUAAGAGGGAUAUGCGGGAGGAAUGUGAAAUCAAUAAUGGAAGAAUGCGGAGAAAGGCGCCAGUCGAGGGCUCGAGAACAAGGCGCCGAGGGACAUGAGGAGGAAUAAGAAUGGCUUGUGCACUCGGCGAGACAUGGGGCGCGGUGGUGAGUGUUUAAGGCUGACUUACCUUGAUUCAUUAUUGCAGCUGCUUCUCAUGCGGGACUGCGCACCCUCCUUUUGCAGCACUGCUCCUACUGGAACGGCUGCCACUCAGGCUCAGGCUGCCUUGACUGCGAAUCCGAGUCGCUGGUUCUGCUGGCAACGGCGCGCCGGCAGUGGCGAGCGUCCUGGUCGCUGACGGUGCUGAUCCCGCCGCUGACUCUGAUAGCCCGAUCUGGCGUCGACUCGAGCUCUUUCGCGGGGACGGGACCGUUGCGAUCAAGGCGUUCGCGACACGGGCCCAA